AUGGACCGCAAUGGCCCUCCCUCUGCCCGUCCAGGCUCCCCAGCCAUGCACCUGCAAACCGGCCAGCAUGCUGUCCCAGCAGUGCCCAAGAGGGCGUAUAGCGCCAAACGCCGCCAGGGCGACGACCGGCGUCGCAGACAGUCGCUCCGCCGCGUCAAGAACUCCCAGGAAGAGCUGCGUCGGACGAGGACGCGCGGGCAGAGCAACAGCAGCGUCCCGGAUAGCUCGAACCAGAGCCCAUCUGCUGGCCGCUCAUUCACCGUCGGGAACGUGCACAACGGCCUAAUAUACUUGAGACCUGUCGUCCGGCCCGCCGCCCAGCGCACGCGUCCCCAGCCCGACCCUUUCGUCUUUCCUCCCCAGACGCCGCCCGACAGUGUCCAUCUCGACUCGCAGCACGGCUUCCAGAGCAACUCGGGCUCGCGCACGCCAACAAACCGAGUCGAGGCGCCCCCGCCAAUUCCCCGAGAUGUGAAUUUCGACAACAGCCAGCACACGAGGACACCCUCCAAGCCCAUCCAGCACGUCCGGUCGCGCUCCUUCUCCACCGCCGAUGACCACACCACCUCGCCCAAUGCCGAGCCGCACGGCACCUUCAAGAUUGUCAUAGAGCGUCCCUCGACGCGCCGCCCCAAGACAGCAGACACCGGCUCGCUCCCAGUUUUGCAGGUGCCAAUUCCCCACUACAGGCUGGGGACUCCGCGAUUCAGUGCGAGGGGGACGGCCAUGCUGCGGAGCUCCGUACAUACCAGGGCGUCGGGCGAAGACUACCAGCCCCACUCCUCAAUGUUUUCCAACACCACCCGCGUCGAUGACAACCCGUUUCCGUCUUUUAUAUCCCGCCGCCACUCCGAAGCAUUCCCUCCGACUCCCGUGCCGCAUCGGACGACAAUGGCCAAGGAUCCUCUACAGCCGGCUACUGCGCCGUCAUCCGCGCGCGUAUCAAAGGUCCCAAUUGGGCCUCAGAUAUACGAUGCCCUGACGCUCAAUCCUGAUGACAAUGCUGUAGUGAGGUUCUCGCCGACUGGCGAUAUAUUAGCAGCAACCCCGUCAAGACUGAUAGCUCACAUCACUUCUCCCAGCUUCUUGGAUUACGAACUGCUUUCCGACUUCUUCCUAACUUUUCGAUCAUUUCUAUCAGCUCGCGACUUGGUUGCUUACCUGCUUGCGCGAUUACGAUGGGCUGUGAAUCGACAGGAUGACUUUGGCCGCAUCGUGCGCGUUCGGACGUUUGUAGCUCUUCGACAUUGGAUACUGAACUACUUUGUUGAUGAUUUUGUCCCGAACUACCAAUUGCGAGUAUACUUCUGCGGCCUAGUCAACAGCCUUCAUGAGGAUCUACGGAUUCGAGAGGACGGUGGAGGAGGCGACAUCAAGAUUAUUGGAGAACUUAAGAAGUGCUGGCGGCGGACAUGUGCAUUAUAUUGGGAUGAGACGGAACUAGUGGGAAGGGACAUGCCGGACGACGACCUUCUACCGGGAGGCCGCAUUGGAUCGCGAGAGUCGCGAGAGUCGCGAGAUAUGCUCCCACCCGUCACACCCCCUCGGCAGACUGCUAGAUCGAAGGCGAAGACGGAUACCUUCAGCUCGAAUCCGAGUGACCAGUUUGCCAGCAAGCACAUGGACUGGGUGAGGAGCCCUCGACAUAUUCCCCAGCAAUCGCUCACCUCACCACAUGUGUCUUCCCAGGACUACGAUGGAAUGCCAGUUCCUCUGUCUCCUGAAAGCGAAAUUAGUAUGCAAGUCCUCUCAUGCUCUAUUCCGAUGCGGGGGUUAAACCGAGCAGACCCAGGAACCGACUUGCCCCUAUACCCACAUCCGGUGCCUGCCCAUGCAGCCACCAGUCCUCAAUACUCUGUAUCGAUCAGCCGAGCGAACCGUCCUUCGCACGCCCACAAGCGUAGUGGCAGCUUCUCAGAUGCCCUCAGGGAUCAUCGUGCACCACUCCCUCUUAGUAAGAUCAAUAGUCAGGAUGCGCGAGUCUCGUCAGGAUUGAAGGUGCCGGGCAGCCUAGUCCGAGGUGCUAUUUUCCAGCCCAGCUCGCCUUACAUUGACAUUAAGACGAUCGGAACAUUGCACUCUGCAAAAUCACACGCUGAGCUAGAACUUGUGGAUGUCAGUGGCCAAUAUGGAACACCAAAAACGGGGUAUGCCCAAAGCCCUGGAAUGAAGAAGAUACUAGGCAGUGUCCGCCGGGCAUUGAGCACUAAACCAGGUAACCUUCCUCAUGCAAACUCGUCUGGAUCCUUCGAGCAGCAACCUGCCGUAUCUUCUGCUCGGGUCUCGGAUCCUAAUCUAAUCCAAAACACUGCAUCAUCGGGUGGAGUGCACAAACGAAGAUAUGCUCGCAGCCGAACCCAGGGACGGUACGAUGCGUUGGCCGCCAAGGUUUCGGAAAGCUUCAAUGCGGCCAUCAAGGUAGAGCUUGAAUUAGAGAAGCAAGGAUCUAAUAGUGCCGCUGGAACUGGUGGGUGGGAUUUUGCCAUCAACAAGCCCAGGUCACAAUUGUCCGAAGACAAAUUAGGGCCACCGGGUACCAAUCACACUAGGCUGAAUAGCAAUGUCACUAUGGGUAGUCGAUCUAUCGUAAUAUUCGACGACACUAGCGUUCCAAUGGUGCCCAUGAUGUCUGGAGCGUUGCCGGUGGUAGGGGGAAUAUCUCAGUCUGCUUCUGGGUCACCGACAGCGAAUCAACACGAUGCUCCAAAGCCCGAGGAUGUACCUGAAGAACAGGUGGAGAUGACUAGGCACUCCGAACUCUACGAGGACCCACCUCCCCUUGAGGAUCUUGGAUUACGGUAUCAGACUCCACAAGACGUAGCUCGUCCGCCAUCCUCAAUUACGAGCCUGCCAAAACGGUCAAUGUCUAGUCAUAAGCCAGUAACCCAUCGGCCGUCGUCUGCACUAAGACGCCAGGCCUCAAUGAAGUCUGCGCGAUCAGCAUCGGCAUCGUUGAGGCGAUACACAUCAUACAGCGGCUUAAACAAGCAUCAAGCCAACCCUAGCCUGGGCGCUUCUUCAAUCCAGAGCAUGUCUUCAGACAAUGACCCUUUUGUCCUCGAUCGACAGCCCGCGCGACAACUUCGAAGACGACCAGGUGGCAAUCUCAGGGAGGCGGGCAACAUACAUGAGCUCGAGCCCAUUCAACGUCCUCAUUCCACCGGAACGCUAUCUAACCGUACUCACUCAAUAGCUAACUCUGUCAUUCAUACGUCCGGGAUUGCUACCAACCCUGUGGACCCCUCCGAGGAGAGCAAAGGCCUCGGCAAUCCUAUUGCUCCUGAGGCUGCAACACCAAAGAAACGUUUGUCGCUCGUAGAAACCCACUCAUCGCAACCAAACCUAAGACCUUCUUUUGAAGCCGAAGUAGCGAAGCUUGCUGCUUUGCCCGACGAUACCGAUGAUGACGGAGGGGUGGAAUCUGCGCUGCUCAAAUUAGAAGGGAAGUACGAAAAGAAGAGUCCAGAGCCUUCGCCUCGUGCGACUGGUGUUCCGGAAACUUAUCGCCCAACUGGCUCGCCGGAGUUCAACAACUCCCAGCAGUCAAUCACUCAAUCCUCAGACACCGCGAGAGCACUAAGCAGCAAUGCUGAAACAGUUGAUGGAUCAAUCAGUAGACGAGCUCCUGCUCCGGCUCCAUCGAUUGAAGGUACUAGUGUAUACAGAUUAUCAGGGGAAGACUUCGCACCACGACGAACACCUCCUGAUUCCUCGAUCGCCGAAUCUGAGGAUUCCUUCUCUUCAAUUCCACUUCUGGAGCGUGGAUUAAGUGAUGCAGCUGUAUCAAGGUCCUACAAGUCACAACAAGGUCGGAUGAGGGCUUCAGCAAAGCCAGCGCCUCUCAAUCCAUCCUCCCCAAGUCGAACCCGCACACAAACUACUCGUCAGUAUGGCUCGCCGGACUCUUCGAUGGAGUUCGUUGUGGAGACAGACAGCAUGAAGAGAAUACCAAAAGGCUCCACGAUCCCAAGAUCACCCAACCCGCGCGAGUCUUUUCUACUAAAUGAAGAUGAAGAUCUCAGCGACAUGUCCGACAACGAUGCCACGCCUCGGUCAGAUGGUGAUAGCCAGGGUGUCAGGAGUUUUUUUGACGACGAGCCUGCUGUUUUGGACAACGACAACGAUGUCUUGCGCCACCCGAUGCGUCAUCCACCCACGCCUCCUUUGACAGCCGACCGUUUCAACAAAUCGAUGCCUUCAGUCGACACGACAGUCUUCCAACGAGGCCUCCCCACGCCCGGUCUUACCCCAACCACCAAGCUUAACACCCUCCCCUUCAGCCAAGCCACUCAACAAACCGAGGCCAUCGAACUGAAAGACCUUAAAAAAGACACCCUUCCCGCCCAACCCCCUUCCCAUCUCCCCUUCAUCCUCGCCUACGACUCCGAAACCCUCGCGCAACAAUUCACCGUCAUCGAAAAAGACGCCCUCGACGAAAUCGACUGGAAAGAGCUCAUCGAGCUCCGCUGGAAACAAUCUUCCCCCCAAAUCCAUGAUUGGGUCGAAUACCUCCGCACCGAAGAGCCGCGCGGCGUCGACAUCGUCAUCGCGCGCUUCAAUCUCAUGGUCAAGUGGGCGCUGAGCGAGAUCGUGUUGACCGAGAAUAUUGAGGAGCGCGCGCGAUGUAUCGUCAAGUACAUCCACAUCACGUCGCACGCGAGGCGUUACAGAAACUACGCGACGAUGUACCAGAUCACGAUCGCGUUACUGAGCACGGAUUGCGCGCGGUUGAAGCGGACGUGGGAGCUUGUCCCCGCGGCGGAGAUACAGACGAUGCGCGAUCUCGAAGCGCUGGUCCAGCCGCUGCGCAACUUCCAUAAUCUGCGUGUGGAGAUGGAGACGGCGAGUUUGGAGGAGGGGUGUAUUCCCUUCAUCGGUAUCUACACCCGCGACCUCAUUUACAACGCCCAAAAACCGGCUUUCAUCGGUGACGCCCCCGUCGGCGGCGAGCGCCUCGUCAACUUCGAACGCCACCACACCGCCGCCUCGAUCGUAAAAUCGCUUCUGAGGUUGCUAGAAGCGAGCUCGAAGUACACGUUUACACCCGAGCCGGCGAUCGUGAGCCGCUGUCUGUGGAUGGCGGCACUGAGUGAUGAGGAGAUUGGGGUUUGGAGCCGGAAGUGGGAGUAA
Molecule: messenger RNA, 5130 nt
Organism: Mytilinidion resinicola
Lineage: Eukaryota; Fungi; Ascomycota; Dothideomycetes; Mytilinidiales; Mytilinidiaceae
Product: ras GEF
Exons: 3
Coding region: 1-5130 (1709 amino acids)
Biological process (GO): positive regulation of GTPase activity; Ras protein signal transduction
Cellular component (GO): plasma membrane
Molecular function (GO): guanyl-nucleotide exchange factor activity
Source: RefSeq, a predicted model, not a curated record